AGGGAAUAUAAAAGACCAAAUAGAAGAUAUAGACAAAAAUCCGAUAGAGUCCUUAUCGUUAAAGAUAUAAAAAGAUUAAACCUCUCAAUAGAACACUUAAACGACUUCACAGUUAAGAAAAAUAUUAAAAAAAAUUUAGUUGAAUCAUUUAAUUACUAUUUGGAGAAAGACCAAAUAAGUGCUAAAAAUUUGGAUAUAGAUGAUUUAAAGAUACAAGCUUAUUUAAACAAGGAUACUGAUCCACAAUUUAUUAAUCUAAAUAUAAAUUCUAUACAACAAAAGAAUUUAGCUAACCUUUUCU
Messenger RNA from Racocetra persica, 301 nucleotides. The record is from the annotation of a GenBank genome assembly. Lineage: Eukaryota; Fungi; Glomeromycota; Glomeromycetes; Diversisporales; Gigasporaceae.